CAUUUCAUAAUUUAUAUAUACGCUCAAGAAUCAAUUUCAUUUAGAUGAUCAGCACUUUAUCAUACUUUGUAUAUCUUCUCAAGUUAAAAAUUAAAGAAAAUAUAACUAGUUGCAUUGAAAAAUCCAGCAGGCUGAGUUCAAAUUGACGGCUCUUUUCCUCGAUAUUGCGCUAGCUUUAUCAUGUUCAAAGUCCAAAAACUUUGGCAAGCGCCAGAGAUCAAUCCUGUCAAUGGAAAAGCUCGCUCCAUCCCCAUCCUCAACCCUUUCAACAAAUAUGGCAGAGUCUUCUUCUUUUCCUGGUUCGGUUUCUUAAUAGCCUUUUGGUCCUGGUUAGUGAUCCUGGAACCCCUUUAUAUAUUGAUCUAACAUUAUGCUAACCCUUAUACCAGGUAUGCCUUUCCGCCAUUGGUAUGACUUACUCCUAUCAGUUCUUGGUUUCCAGCAUCUAACAUGUCCUAGUUAUCUCUCACAAUCAAGAAAGAUCUCCAUCUCACUCAAAAUGAGAUUGCCAAUUCAAAUAUCAUUGCUCUUGUUGCUACGUAAGUAUGAAAGCAUGGUUACUUCCUUUAAUAUACUAAUAGCUUCCCUAUAGCCUUCUGGUUCGAGUAGUCGCAGGUCCAUGUUGCGAUCAUUUCGGACCCAAGUUUACAUUUGCAGGAUGCCUUCUACUUGGUGCUAUUCCCACUGCUCUUGCCGGUACCGUCAAAACCGCAACCGGUCUUAUGGUCCUUCGAUUCUUCAUCGGUAUACUUGGUGGCUCUUUUGUUCCAUGUCAAGUAUGGUCUACUGGUUUCUUUGAUAAGAAUAUUGUUGGUACAGCCAACGCAUUGACGGGUGGUUGGGGUAAUGCGUGAGUACUCCCAUAGCCUAAUGUCAUUCUGCAUAUUGUUGAUCAUAUACUAAAACAUGACAUUACAGUGGGGGUGGAAUAACUUACUUUGUCAUGCCAGCCAUUGUCGAUUCUCUUAUACAAAAUCAAGGUCUUACCGCCCACGUCGCUUGGAGAAUAUCCUUCAUCGUGCCAUUCAUCCUCAUAACCACCACCGCCAUAUCGAUGUUAAUUCUCUGUCCCGACACCCCCACAGGCAAAUGGUCACAACGACAUCUCGCCGUGCAACAAAAUCUCCAAGCCCACGGCAUUCACAGUCCAUCCGAAAACAUAGUCUCCAUACCAGGCUCCAUUACGGACCGCAAAUCCGACAAAAUCCACACCUCCACCAACCCAACCUCAUCCUCCAACUCCACCCUCAACAACGAAAAGCGCCUCGAAGAAGCUCAAAUAGCAUCCACCAAACACCACCCCACCACCACCGACAACAACAAAAUCUCCCUCGAGCUCCCACCCCAAGAAAUACUCACCAUAGCCCACGGCGAAAUAAUCCAAAAACCCUCCCUCCACCACGCCAUAAACAUAAUCCUCACCCCACAAACCCUCCUAAUCGCCAGCUGCUACUUCUGCUCCUUCGGCGCCGAACUAGCCAUAAACUCCAUCCUCGGCUCCUACUACCUCAAAAACUUCCCCGCGCUAGGCCAAACCGGCACCGGUCGCUGGGCCGCGAUGUUCGGUCUCCUCAAUGUGAUUUUCCGCCCCCUAGGCGGCAUUUUCUCCGAUUUCCUCUACCUCAAAACAGGAAGUGUAUGGGCGAAGAAAAUCUGGCUGCAUGCUCUCGCGCUUGUAACCAGCGCCUUCUUAAUCGCAAUCGGACUCACAGAUCCGCAUGAGCAUGCGAAGAUGUUUGGACUGGUAGCCGGCAUGGGACUUUUCCUUGAAGCGGGGAAUGGGGCGAAUUUUUCCCUCGUGCCGCAUGUUCAUCCUUCGGCUAAUGGGAUUAUUAGUGGUGUUGUGGGUGGGUGUGGAAAUUUGGGGGGGAUAGUUUUUGCGAUUAUUUUUCGCUAUGAGGGGCGGGAUUACGCGAGGUGUUUUUGGAUUAUUGGCGUUUUUACUAUAGUGGUUAAUGUGGCUGUUUCGUGGGUGAAACCCAUUCCUAAGGGUCAGAUUGGGGGAAGAUGAGAUGAAAUGAGAUGAUUUGAUGGUUUGUUUUGUGCUUCUUGCUUUUGCUUACGGUUUUCGAUCUUUGGUUUUCGACCUUUCGUGCGGAUGUAUUGGGAUUAUAUUGUGGAGGGGAAAAUGUAGAUCAUAUCAAUCUGUGCUUGUAAAUGCUGGUUGUUGG
Sclerotinia trifoliorum is the source of this 2171-nucleotide messenger RNA. The record is from the annotation of a GenBank genome assembly. Lineage: Eukaryota; Fungi; Ascomycota; Leotiomycetes; Helotiales; Sclerotiniaceae.